Molecule: messenger RNA, 6082 nt
Organism: Topomyia yanbarensis
Lineage: Eukaryota; Metazoa; Arthropoda; Insecta; Diptera; Culicidae
Product: mucin-3A-like
Exons: 5
Coding region: 1891-4056 (721 amino acids)
Source: RefSeq, a predicted model, not a curated record
UGCUGCAAAGUCAGAAAAUAGUGCAUACAGUGCUAUUGUGUAAUCAGAGAGAGCCGGUGCGUGUGUUGACUUACCUUGCGGUGACGAUAACUACAACGACGUUACGAGAAGUAUCUCUGGCUUCGACCGUUCGAUUGGAGAAUGGGAGAAAAGAAAGUGUGCACAAGUCAGACGGAAAGUUGAAUAAAACCAAACAGUGAUAACAAGUGAUUGUUUUGUAUGGCAACUCCCGGCGGUAACGGAAGAGUGCAUAAUACAUGUGUGUCUCUGAUAGCGUCACAAUCACUGCAAUUGGAUGUGAUUUCUCAACACAAGUUGAAUGAUUUCCGUCAGAGUUUUAGCAGCACAAACAAUAAGUGCUAUAUUUUGCCUGUUUCUGGUUCGACCGCAAAACUCGUGUUGUGUGUGGGUAAUAGUUUUUUUGCGAAACCAGACGUGUUAAUUGUACUAAUGUGAUGAUUGUUUUUGUGUACACAUCAAGUUUUAUUCGAAAUUGAAAAUAAAUCGAACUCACGGCUGUUCGUCGGCAGAGAGCUGGUUCCGUUUGUGAAUAAAUAUUUAAAAAAAACAGCAAGAAAUCAUGCCCUAGGCGUCGCCAUGACAAAUGUGUAUUUGAUGUUGAAUUAAAAUCGGAGUGCGUUUUUGUGACCUAUAUUGUGCGACGAGAGAAGAAAUAGCAGUGUGACCGAGGAGAAGCGACCACACACACCCGAAAGGAGCGCAACCCGGAGAAGACGUAAACGAAAAUAAGUUUUUAAAAUUCAAAAAAGUGUUCAUUUGUGCCCAAGGAAUAAUAAUCGACAACGUUGCGGUACCAGCAGCAGCAAAAGCAUCGUGCGGCUUUACACAAGAAGUCGGAUGAAAGCGUUGGGUCUUUGAGCCGGUCGGUGAGCGGUGCAAAGAAAGCUGCGGCAUAUUUCGUUUCCAGGAAGUACACGAUGUACCCCAGCUUUUACGGGAAGGGGCCAAGAACUGAACUAUCAUCUUUAAGUUAUCUUCUUGCGGCCAUCUUCCGCGCAGUAUCACGCCAUCGGUUCUAAGGAUCAGUUCGAAGUUGCGCGACCAUUCUACCUGAAAUCCGCCGCAAGUCAUGCCACGCUUGCAUUCAAAGGACGUGAGAGUUUGCCGAAUGUUUUUCGCCAAAAGUCUUGCUCCGGAAAUCAAUUCAAAUCUUUAGCGGUGUUUCAUUCGAGUUUUAUUGUGCCGGUCACUUUCGAUUUUGUCCGAUGACGAAACUGAUCGUGACAGUGAAAGAGAAAAAAAUUGGUCGUGAGACUUGAAGGCGUUUUUUCUACCAGUUUAUUAAUUUAUUAAAGUAAAAUAGAGAGUGAAAAGCUUUGGUUAGGCAGUUAAAGAGAGAAAGCAAGUGUCUUGGCUAACCUUGAAAGUGAUAUCUCGUGAACCGGCAGUGAACAUGUGGAAUAGGAUACAACACUACAGCUGAAAGAAAGGGCAGUUUUUUCCCAAACUGGGAAGAAAAGAAACGGUAAUUUAUAGUGAGAGAGCUCCAAAAAGAGAAACGCGAUAAUCGCAACAAGAGGAAAAGUGACAAGUUCAUUAAGAAAUCCAUGUAAAGCCAUUAAGUUAUAGAAGAAGACCCGUAGCAUUUCCUUGUUGAGCUCCGAAACGAUGCCCGUGGAUAGAUUGAUAAAUACGGGUGCUUAACGUGUGUGUGAGCAAUCGUACGGCAUGGUAGAAGAUUCGCAUUAAUUUCUACGUAUACAGGAAACGAUUCUUAUUGCAUUUUACAACUGAACGUGAAACCAGCUAUCGAUUCCAGUGCUCCGCGCUCGAUUGCUCUGGAACAAGGGAAGCGAUUAUUUCGGUUUUUUAAAAUAAAACAUGGUUUACUCCAGGCAGUAAACAAUAAGAUUGCCUGAUAAAAAUGCAAUGAGCUCGCAUAGUAUCGGAACAAUGAAAAAGAGAGCUAAAUUAGCAAUGUCCUCGCUAGCGCUUACUCUGCUGUGCUGCUGCUCUUGCAUGUUAGCUCUAGCGAGCGGCUUACCGAUUACUUCGAAACCACUGGACAGCAGCCCGGAUCAUUUGACCUGGCAGGCAGCGUGGUUGUCUGGAGAUUCACGUACCGCUGUCAUGGGAGGCAAAGCGAAAAAAAUACCGAAAUCAAUCUUCAUUGCGCCACAGUUGAAUGGAUACAAUGGUUCACUCUGUCCACCGGAUACGAAGAUCGACUACAACGGAAAGUGCAUCCAUGUGGUCAACAUUAACACGGCAGAUAUCCUGGUUACCAAGUUACAAAGCAUUCUAGGAAACGGAGCAGGAGCGCCGAAAAACGAAGAUGAUUACGACUACGACGAUGAUUCGUCUGGACCUUUCCAGGUAAAUCUGCCAUUGAGCAUAGAUCUGCCUUUCGAACAGCCGGCUUUGCAGUCUAGUCCUGUAGAAAACUUUUACGAUACAACGGUUGAGGAGCGAUUUCAAAGUCCGGCAAAAAAUAACGAGAAACAAUCACCCGAUGAACAACAGUCGACAUUUCUUGCCGAUACGAGCAAACAGCCAAUCGAUCAAACACCAGCCGAAAGUCACACCGAUAUUUCAUUUGUUGCCUUUGAAAGUUUGCCGAAUGGAACACUUUCGACACAGCUCGAAAUGGACGGAAAUAAUGGUACCGUUCUUCAGAACAUUUUUCUCACAUCCACUCCAAUUAGUCCAACUACCGUUACUAUGGAUACGGUCGACGCAGACUCUACUAUUUCUGCUAGCACGAACAGUGUGGCGAAUACUGAUACUACCUCUACUGCUUUAACGACGACAGAAUUGGUCAGUGCAUUAACUACUGAUAUAGCAUCAUCUACAGAGAGCAGCUCUCUGAUGAUCUCCUCUAUCAGUUCGGCUCGUAGCGAAAACCAGACUAUCGAUGGUUCAUUUUCUUCGACUACUCAACUUUCAGAUAAUGACACUACUGAUGAUGAUCUUGAAGGUUUGAAAACGGAACUUGCUGAAGAAUCGCUAUUGCUGGAAACUAGCGCAUUUCUCACAACAGAUAUGCCGUCGACAGAUGUAUCAGAUGUUGAUACAGAGCAUGGUGGACAAUUUAGUACUGGAUCGACUGCUGAAUACGGGAGGCAUAAAAAUACAGAAAAUGCUGCUCUUCAUGAGAUUAGCACGAUGAAAGUGCUGAUCCACACAAUGUCCCCAACACCGCCUCUUACUGAUUCAUCUAAACCGGUUGAAAUUGUAACACCAUUACGAACAAAGUGGUACGGCCCACCAAGUGCUACACCCUCUGCGUUUAUUGACGCAAGUUACACUCAGCAAGACCGCACGACGAGGGCCACACCAGAGACAACAACCGUGGCGCAGCAUCACACUUCAGAAACGCCUUUGCUAGUGCUAGUCAACGAUACCGAUGUUGACAAAAAAAAUCGCGUCAGUAUGCAUCGGCAGGAAAUGAAAGAAAACCUUCGCGAAACGAUGGAUACUAACAAUCGUUUCGUCUACCACCAUCUAUCAGCACCAUCUCCUCCGUCAAUCGUUGCUUCUACAACUACCGAGCACAACUACAUCGACCAACUUCGGAAAAUUAACGAAAUCAUUGCCGAAAACAAGCAACGUGACCAUUCUAGAAUCCGCUUCCCAACCCAUGACGAUGACCAGCAAACAUCUGCAUCCAACAACAACAAGGUGCGCUUCCCUGGCUCUGUUUCUAACCGCGGGGCUCAAUAUGCCAACCGACUAUCGGACAUAUAUCCAAAGAAAACUUCAGAAAGCACAACACAGCGACCACCGUUUUGGUGGCUACCUUCUGGUUGGGAAGUUGAUCAGACUGGGCAAAAGCCAAUGUUACUCAGAUUUUGGUCCCGUAUGCCACUAGUGCGAGAUCAAUCGAUCAGCACUAGCACCAGCAGUAGCAAUGACGCCAAAAGUUCAAGCAACAGGUGGAGAUCUGCAUCGGUUAGCUCUACUGGUUACACUCAUUCGGCUUCUGUUGCACCGAGAGGCAACUCUAGAAGUCCCAGCGAAAACUUCUACAAAGAAGUUUCGACACAGGACAUCUACAAGGUGUUAAACAUGCGUCAGCUGAAGCACAAAAGAUAAAACCAGCAACUUCAUUUCGUGGUAGUUUCACAUCAGCUUUAAGUAUUAUUUAAUUGGAGCACAAUUGUGUAUAAACAAAACAUAAAACUAGCGGUACUACAAUUUCCUAUCUAAGGAUGCCCACCUAACCCUUAAAAGAAGAACGCACACAGAAAAUUGGCCAAAUGUGAGGAACACUAACCACUACAAAACUUUUUUUCUCGUUUAUUUCAUGACAAUUUGCAUAGCACCUGUGAUAUUUUACCACUUUUCGCUUUAAAUAAAACAAACUCACAAAAACACUGCUGUUCAACUCUUGCGAAGGGAUCUUAUUUUAUCACGCGAUUGAUAAAAUGUGCAAAUCUUUCAUUUUAACGUCUAUUAUUCCUCACAUUUCAACAAUGUUAGAGAUUCGUGUGCUACGAGGCCCUAACUCAGUAUUUUAUGUUAUCGCAUUUCAUUCUAUUGUAUAUAUCUUAGAUCUGUUUGCGUUUUGAAAAUGUAUUGUAAUAACUUGCUAAUAAAAAAGUUUUAUAUUCAAACUGUUAACGGACGUCAAUCAUCUUAUUGGAAGCAAAAUUCGCGUAUUUGCAAACUAUUUAUGAUUGUAGUGAAAGCCAAUCAAAAACUGGAUUGUGAGGAAUAGUUACAUAUAUGUAUGUGCCAAAAAAGUAAUAAAACUGUAUUUUUGUACUGGCGUUGAGUAAGUAGAAUACAUCACUGCAAUUGGCUAGGUCGCGUGUUUCGCCUUUUUAUCAUAUAAAAAUAACGCAAACACCUUUUUAAACUAUGUACUACUUGACGCUGCGUCUGUAAAUAUACUUAAAUCAGAGUGAAUCAUCAGUAGCUAUGUUUAUCGAGCAUUAUUGGUAUACGUCUGAGUAAUAAAUGUUUAGCGUGUAAAUUGUUAAUCCAAAUAAAAUAUUUAAUUUGAAACUUAGCUAUUAGUGGAUAAUCCAUUUGUCUAUUACACAAAACAAAAUAACCCGCAAAAUAUGCGGUGAAAUAGUAAACCAACAAUCAAAAAAAGGAAACAGAACACAAGAUUAGGAAUGUCGCUGGUAGUACAGUUUGCUCUAUCUAUUUUGCUUUCUCAGAUCACUUGACAGUUAUAUACCGUUGUAAUCGAGUUUUUAUACCUUACAUCAAUAGACGAAUUAUCUAAGAAUACAUCACAGGAAUUUUCAAACCCAAUUCAAAAUAUUUUCAAGGAUAUAUGUACAGCGCAACGCAUAGCUGCGCCACAUGAUCGUGGUUACUCACUAGGCCACUCGGUUUUUUAAAGUUUUCUUCACAUGUUGCUUUAAAAAUUCUUUCGAAUUGGCGUGAUAGAUGACAAAAAAGUUAUUGAUCGAUUAGAACAAACCGAGGGUUAUUUUCUUCAAAAUCGAAAUAUUUUUAUAGCACAUAAAAGUCACAAAUUCCAAAAAACCAUGGAAAAAACUUAUGAUUUCACUAACCUUCAGAUUUUUCAGGUUCAAUAGAAGAUAUACUUAUAUAAAUUGAAAAUGUUUGUGGAUUCAUUGUUUUAAACUAGAAUUACGAGCUGCACUUUUCCCAAAAUUAGAUACUACAGUAACGAGUCGCUUUACUAAAUAAACCUUAUCUCCGCACUUUUGGAAAUUUUUCAAAAAAAAUUAAUCUACCUUUUCACACCAAUUUUCCAAAAAAAACUAGAAUUUCUUUUUCUCUACUAAAAUUAUUGCGAAAAACAGCUUCGUGUUUGCUCCCUUUAAUGGCCGUUCUAUUUAUAGUGAAAGAGAUAGAGCAAACUGUAUCACCAGAGACACUAUUAAACUUGUAUUUUGUAUUUACUAUGAAUAAUGAUGCCCAAAUCAAAUAAAACACAUGUUCACACAAAUAUUUGCCAAAAGUUUUACCUUGUAUUAUACUAAUCGUUUAAAAAAUAAACAUGUGAAGUAGUGCUCAGAAAAGCUUUUUCAAAACGGGAGAUACAAAUUUCGAUAAAAAGCAGUGAAAUAUACAGGCAAUCGAUAGCUGACCGUUUCUAAGUUGAUCAGAGAUCAUUUGAACAAUUGUGGUAUGA